This is a messenger RNA of Centruroides sculpturatus (bark scorpion), 702 nucleotides long. It is a transcript of the gene SmD2, whose product is annotated as small nuclear ribonucleoprotein Sm D2. Gene Ontology annotation, cellular component: U1 snRNP; catalytic step 2 spliceosome; U5 snRNP. The transcript has 3 exons. Lineage: Eukaryota; Metazoa; Arthropoda; Arachnida; Scorpiones; Buthidae. The coding region runs from base 108 to 470 and encodes 120 amino acids. The record is from RefSeq and is a predicted model, not a curated record. Gene Ontology annotation, biological process: spliceosomal snRNP assembly; RNA splicing. Gene Ontology annotation, molecular function: RNA binding.
GUGGCGCUGUCGUCCAUAAACGAUUUCUGAACGUGUGUUGGGCGGACAUUGUUUUUAUUAGUGAUUUUCGUUCUUCUUACUUGAAUUUUUGCCGACGACAGCUAAAAAUGUCUUCAUUGCUACAGAAACCAAAAUCUGACAUGACACCUGAAGAAUUGGCAAAACGAGAGGAAGAGGAAUUCAACACUGGGCCUUUGUCAGUUCUCACACAGUCUGUAAAAAAUAAUACACAAAUCCUGAUUAAUUGCAGAAAUAACAAAAAAUUAUUAGGAAGAGUAAAGGCAUUUGACAGGCAUUGCAACAUGGUUUUGGAAAACGUGAAGGAAAUGUGGACUGAAAUGCCCAGAACUGGCAAAGGAAAGAAGAAGGCAAAACCCGUCAACAAGGAUCGCUACAUAUCGAAGAUGUUUCUUCGUGGAGACUCCGUCAUAUUAGUUCUCCGAAAUCCUCUCUCCAGUCAGAAAAUAUGAAACACGUAACGAGUAUCUGUGAAUUUAAUGUUGCAUAUUCAUCAUUAUCAUUUCAUUAUAUUAAUGUAUUUUACAAUAUUAUCUGAGAAAAAAAAAUAAAUUUUCACAGUUUAAAAACUUUUGUAUAACACUUUUAUGUACAAUUACUAAAUUUAGUAAAUUUUAAUUGGAAAUAAUAUUUGAACUAAAUGAGAACAAAAAGUUUGAAGUUUUAAUAAAAAAUAAUUUGGUA